AGCCCUGCCCGCCUCUGCCUGCCCGUCCAAGUUACCUGCUUCCUCCCGUCUUCCUUCUUCCUUCCGCCGAGCCAGCGAAAAGAAGGUCAAUGAAUGGGUUCCUGACAUUCAGCCUUUCCACGGGUGCUUUUUUCUUUUUCCUCGUCCCUAUUUUGUGGGGAAGACAUGGGCUAUGCCUCAGCCGAUGGAUCAUACUGUACGGUACUCGAGUCGAAUCUGGAACACCUCUCUGUGCGACAGGGAUUAUGUAACUCAUGGUCCGAACGGGCGCGUGCACCUCAAAGGUUGUUGUUUUCCCUGUUUUUCCUUUUUUUUUUUUUUUUUUGGCUUCACAUCUAAACAGAGAAGGGGAAGCAAAGGUGGCAUCCGGUUCCGGAAGGAUUAUAAAUGCCAAGAUGGAUGAGGAGGUAUUAUGUCAUUCUCCACUUUUUUUUUUUUUUUGAUACAGGUACUUUUCCUUGGGUUCUCCAUUGGAGGUGAAUGGAAAUGGAGAACCGGAGCGAAAUCUAAUGGAUAGAAGGGGGGUGAAAUUGUUGGAAAGGGGAGGAAAAAAAAAAGAGAACCAUCCGGUCGGGCCAUGGCAGGAGGAGAAGAGAGGGGAGAGGCAGACAAGAUGCGGGCAAGGGGCACCACUCCUCUUGCCGGUACGGUACUUGAGCUGUACAACCAUUUGAGAAAGAUCACCCAUUGGCCCCUUUCUCCCGCAAUACCGCAACAACGCCUAAACUCCACUCGACAACCUCGCAUCAGACCCCAUCGUGGCGAGAACAAGACCGUAACUUACCGCACAGCAGCUGCUCCUACCCACCUGUGCCUGUUCGGGUACGGGGAUUGCCAAUGUCUGGACGAGACGAGUCAGAAAGCGAGAACCGAGCCCCCUGCUUACCCCGGACGGCGUCUCUCACUCUCGCGUAGGCCCGCCGUUAGGGGCAACGGUUUAGUCAAGCUCAACAAAAAUGCGUGCCAUCAUUACCGGUCUUUGAUCUUGCUCUAAGCUCGACCUUUUUUUUUUUUUGGUCUUGUCUCGUCUCGUCUUCCGCACCCGGUUACUAUGGAUGGUUUGGGGUGGUGGUGGUGGUGGGUACUGUAGCAUGCUAAUUACGUUUUUGCAGGAACGCAUCGUGACAUGGAGUAAGGAUUCGUCGUCUCCCUUCGGUCAUAAGUCCAGUGCACUUUGCCAGGGGGAAAACUAGCCUGGAGGAAGGGGAGGGACCUGUGGCUGGUGGUAGCUAGCUAUAAAACCUCAGAGCGUCCCAUCGGUGCACUACUCUAGCACUGACUGAGUUCGACUAUAUGCCCACUCACCUACUUGUUCAUACCUCUUCAUACUACGCCUCUUCCGUACCGUAAGAUUUGUUUGAUAUCGACGCGUAAUGCCGUCAAUCGAGGACCUCCCCUUUGAGAUACUCUCAGAGAUUCUCUCCAUCGCCGCCCGGUUAAACUCCACCGACAUCCCCAGCUACACUUAUGGACUUACGCAGGCGCAGAGGACGUUGCAGAGGACGCAGACACAGAUAUACCUCCGUGGACGGACAACGCCGGACCUGCUACGCUGGCACUUGGUCAACAACUUCCGUCUUGUGAAUUCGAGAUGGCACGAGUGGGCCUUGGGAUAUGCCAUGAAGGAGAUGUACGUCCGGAAGUGGAGCGGUGGUGAGCGGUAUGAUGCCCGAUCUUGACCCGCUGUCAACUGCAUAUAGCUUACGAAUUGUCAUGGUAGCUGGCUAUACAAGAGUACCGAGGAGCAAACCCGAAGUUCCGCCGCCGCCGGUGUAUUCCCGGUGGUCUACCAAAACCCGUACGCUUCCGUGCAGUCCACCGUAUCGCUCCUCCGCGAUUACCCGCAUAUCGCACAGCAUGUCCGCAGGGUUUGGUUCAGCGGGAUCCACCAGUUCGACACGAGCAGAUACAUCUUCGACACACUCGGAAAUUGCACCAACCUGCGCACAGCCGCCAUACCAUGGACCUCAUUACGUUACGGGACGGAGGAGGACUGGAAGAACUUGAUGUCGUUUCCCCGAUUGACGAGUAUCGAGCUCUUGGCGGUGGAUCUGAAGGACUCGCUUGCUUCUGCUGAACUCAACCACACGAAUAAUAACGUCCUUCCAACGCUGGACUUUUCACGGAUCGCGAGGUUAAAGAUAUUUGGGGACUCAAACCUCUUGCCCAUUACCGAUGACGACCUAAUCACUAUUUCCCGUACCGCGACGUCCCUGCAGGAAAUCCACAUCACCAGUUCCACCUCGAUCACUAUCAAGGGCCUUGCAGCAUUGGUCUCGGCAUCGCGCGCAUCCCUAAAGCUCUUGGAAUAUAAGCCCCUCUCCGACUCGGGCUUCACUUACCCUUCCUCCGUCGAGUCCGACCCGCAGAUCCACUUUUGCGCGCUUUUGUCUUCGUGUCCCAAACUCGAAGACGUAGCCAUCACUCUCCCGACCGCGUGUCCGGAGCUGUUCUCGCAUCACUCUGUCGCCUGGCACGAGACUGUUCGCCUCCGCAUUGCCGCAAGCGGUGUAUGUCGUUUCCCAACGGUCGACGGGAACAUCACAGAGUUCAAUCGGCUUCUAGAAAGCGCACGGGAGCUUCUCGCCGUGAAGAAGGACCUCGGCGUCGAGAUCUCCGUGGGCAAGUUUCUAUUCGACACAAAGACACGCUUAGUUCAUGGGAAUUAUAAGAGUGCCAAGGUGGCUAGCGAGAUGGGGUGGGGACCCAGGGAGCACGUCUCGCUCAAGGGACCGUACGGCGCUACGGGGUUGUACGGGGAUGACGACGUCAAGGGCGAAUGGAGCGCUAUUUCCGAAGACGAAUUUUGGGAUGGGAUGAGGUGGGGGUUUCUCAAGUUUGAUGGUUGAUUUAGUUGGCAGCGUCUGCUUAGUCCGAGCUUAGCUGUCUGAGUAGUGGGAAGAGUGUUUACUAAAAUUGGUGUUGGAAACGGAACUGGAAAAGCGGGUGUUCCUUUUGUUUUUUGUUUCAUUUUGCUAUUGCUAUGGGUUGUCAGUUCGCGCUACGAUGUUUGAUCGACGUCGUGGCCCCGUGUCUGUACAAUUAUCUAGCGCGCUAGGAGUUUUCUUUCCUUCACAAUCACCUCAUGGAGUGAGGGGGGGAGUCUUGAGGAAUUGAAUUUCUCUUUUAUACCAGUACCGGUAUUCUCUUUCUUGGAUGUAUAGUACGUACCAGCAUAGUAAAAUAGGAAAGUGCAGCGAUUAGGUUGGUUUAACCAUAUCUGCCGUGCUCCUUUCUCCUUU
Messenger RNA from Tuber aestivum (summer truffle), 3242 nucleotides. The record is from the annotation of a GenBank genome assembly. Lineage: Eukaryota; Fungi; Ascomycota; Pezizomycetes; Pezizales; Tuberaceae.